This is a messenger RNA of Bactrocera latifrons, 643 nucleotides long. RefSeq lists its product as uncharacterized. The transcript is spliced from 2 exons. Lineage: Eukaryota; Metazoa; Arthropoda; Insecta; Diptera; Tephritidae. The record is from RefSeq and is a predicted model, not a curated record. The annotation marks the transcript as partial.
AUGCUUAAAUUUGUGGGCUAUGCAGAAGGUGUUAAAGGCUAUCGUCUAUACAACAGCGAAAAUAAAUCUAUUACUAUAUCCAGAGAUGUUAUAUUUUUCGAAGAGUCGAUUUGUAAUGAACACAAUGUUACUAAUGUUAAUCGUUCAUGCACAAAUGAAAGCGAAUUUAAAAGGCAAACCACAAUCUACACGAAUUAUUACUUUGAUGAUGUUGUUGCUGUGAAUGAUAUUGCUACUGUUAAUGAUGCCGAAGAUGUUGUUGCUGCUAAUGCAGUUGCUGAGAACGAACACGAUAUUGCUGUUGUUAAUUCCAAAAAUGUUAAUAGUUUACCAGACGAAAAUAUUUCUGAUGAUAACAGUUUCGAAGAUGAUUGUAUAGUUGUUAAUGCGGAUGGUCGUGUGAAACGAGGUAGACCAAAAAUUAUUACAACCGGUCGUGUUGGUAAAAAGAGGUUUGCUGUUGAGCAUUCAGACUGGGCUUCUGAUGCAACAGACCGAAAAUCGGUUACUGGCUUUAUAGUCUUCUUUGGUGGCGGGCCAGUACAAUGGGAAGCGAAGAAACAAAAUGUUGUCGCCUUAAGUUCGAUGGAGGCGGAGUAUAUAGCCAUGUGUCAAGGCACUAAGGAGCUGAUGUUUCUUCGAA